GCCGCGUGCUAGAUAAACCAGAGCAGAGAUUUUGGUCAGUUAUUUGAUAUAAGUCUCAUCGCUGCCUGUGGGCGCGUUCAUUAAGUCGAGAAUAAUCGCACCAGAGUAAGGUUUUUGGGGUGCGUUGUGCUUCAAUACCGACGCGCUGUAGACUGGGUGAACCGGGGAAAAAUGCGCCAGCUGCUACUGCUGGCUGCACUAGUUGGCGGUGUGCUGUGUAUGACCGUCGAUUACAACAAGUACUACUAUUCGCGGCAGCCCGACCUGUUUCGUCUGCUGCGCAAGUAUCACCUGUGGCCGAGGAACGAGACGCUGAAGUUUGAGCGCCCGAGACAGGAUUUAAACGUACCCAGUCCGUUCAUUUUCGGCGGCGAGAGUGUGGCCAUCGAAUCUUACCCCUAUCAGCUGUCGCUGCGCCUCGAGGGAACGCAUAUCUGCGGUGCCUCGGUUAUAGCGGAACGAUGGGCACUGAGUGCGGCCCACUGUCUGGAUGAGGCGUUGUACCCGUCCGCUAUAACGUUUCGCGGUGGGACGCCGCAUCGGCUGGCGGGUGGUUACAUUUUCCAUGCCGAGUACUACCUGCUGCAUCCAAAGUUUGACCGACGCACGCUGGACUACGAUGUGUCCGUGACCCAUGUGCGGGAAAGUUUCUUCAUCGAUCCGAUACGGGCGGUAACGCUGGCCAACACCAACACGUACUAUCCGAUACCGUCGGCCGCGGUCGUGACGGGCUGGGGCUUGGCGGAUGCCGAUGGGUACGAGCCGCUGAUACUGCAAUCGCUGGAAAUCUACCUCCAGCAGAAGCAGUUCUGUUGGACCUCGACCAUCGAAGCUCUUACCGAUCGACAAAUCUGCGGCGGCAGUGGCGUUUACGGGAAGGAAACAUGCUACGGCGACAGUGGCGGACCACUGGUAAUGAACGGCUACCAGAUCGGGAUAGUGUCGUGGGGCUCGGACAACUGUGCCGUAAACAUUCCGGGCAUCUACACUUCCCUUACGAACGAUGAGGUGCGUGCGUUUAUUAAGCUGAAUGCGAACCCGAGAUCUUCAGCAAGUAAGAUGCGCGCGGUGUUCUUGUCCUUGGGCUUAGUGUGCCUAGCUGGGUUGGCGGUGGAUGGGCAGACGAGAAGCAGGAGCUUCUUCGAUUUCUUCUUCGACGUCGAGAACAGGCUGCAGAAUGGGCGUAUCGUCGGCGGCUCGACGGCCACGAUCGCCCGUUAUCCGUUCGUCGCGUCACUGCGACGAUUCUCGAACCACAUCUGCACUGCGUCGAUCAUUUCGACACUCCACGCUGCCACCGGGGCCCACUGUACCUACUCGUUCAAAUCCUUAUCCGGGGUGACCAUCUACGCGGGCAGCACGAGCCGCACGACCGGUGGCCGAGUGUUCGUUGUGACGGACAAUUUCAUCCAUCCGAAGUAUGAUCCGGACACGUUCGAUUUCGAUGUGGCCGUGCUGCGCGUCAAAACACCGUUCACGCCGAACAUGAACAUUGCCUCCGUGCCGUUGGUGCCGGCCAACUACGCCGUGCCCGAUAGGGUGCAGCCCACCGUUGCGGGCUGGGGUCGCACAUCGACGGGCGGAACUCUCUCGCCGACGCUACGUGCCGUAGCGAUCCCCGUCAUUGGUAACAUCCCGUGCCAGGAGCUGUGGAUUGAUACGGAUAUCACGAAUAAUAUGCUGUGCGCUGGUGCCAAGGGCAGAGACGCUUGCACGGGUGACAGUGGUGGGCCGCUGGUGGUGCCGACCACCAACUACUUCCAGCUGGUCGGUAUCGUGUCCUGGGGAUCGGCUGCGUGCGGUAGCGAAUAUCCGGGAGUGUACACCCGCAUGGCUUCACCCUCCAUUCAGAGUUUUUUAGCGCAGUACGUUUGAUGUCGUUGAUCGACGCCCGAGCGAUCGCCUCCGUUCGAUUGAACUAGAUUGUACGCAGAUUGUCGGCUGAACGUAUCACAACCGUGGGAAUGGCUGAAUGACAGAGCAGGGAACAGGGAAUUAGCACACACUGAACCGCCCGGAAAUAAACUGAA
Molecule: messenger RNA, 2030 nt
Organism: Anopheles arabiensis
Lineage: Eukaryota; Metazoa; Arthropoda; Insecta; Diptera; Culicidae
Product: transmembrane protease serine 9-like
Exons: 7
Coding region: 172-1875 (567 amino acids)
Biological process (GO): proteolysis
Molecular function (GO): serine-type endopeptidase activity
Source: RefSeq, a predicted model, not a curated record